AUGGGUAUUUGCAACUCGACAUGCUGCGGAGGGCGAGCCCGCGAUGGCCUCUACGAACCUGCUCUCGCCGAUAGCGAGCGAGAGGCGGUUGCCGACCUUCUCCAGUAUCUCGAAAACCGCGGCGAGACCGACUUCUUCUCUGGCGAACCGCUCCGAGCCCUCAGCACGCUGGUUUUCUCGGAAAACAUCGAUCUACAGCGCAGCGCCAGUUUGACGUUUGCCGAAAUCACAGAACGAGAUGUCCGUGAGGUCGAUCGCGACACUCUUGAGCCCAUCCUGUUUUUGCUACAAAGCCCCGAUAUCGAGGUCCAGAGAGCUGCCAGUGCGGCACUUGGCAAUCUCGCCGUCAACACCGAGAACAAGGUUCUUAUUGUCCAGCUCGGUGGCCUGACGCCUCUGAUCCGACAGAUGCUCUCGCCAAAUGUCGAGGUUCAGUGCAACGCCGUAGGAUGCAUUACAAACCUGGCUACGCAUGAGGAGAACAAGGCCAAGAUCGCCCGGUCAGGGGCUUUGGGCCCCUUGACUCGACUGGCCAAGUCCAAAGACAUGCGAGUUCAAAGGAAUGCCACCGGUGCUCUUCUCAACAUGACACAUUCUGACGAGAACCGGCAACAGCUGGUCAACGCUGGCGCCAUCCCCGUCCUUGUCCAGCUUCUGUCUUCUCCAGAUGUCGACGUCCAAUACUAUUGUACGACCGCUCUGAGUAACAUUGCCGUCGAUUCCAACAACCGCCGGAAACUGGCCUCCUCAGAACCCAAGCUUGUCCAGUCCCUCGUAAAUCUCAUGGACUCUUCCUCGCCCAAGGUCCAGUGCCAGGCCGCCUUGGCCCUCCGAAACUUGGCCUCCGACGAAAAGUACCAGCUGGACAUUGUCCGAGCCAACGGUCUCCACCCUCUUCUUCGCCUCCUCCAGUCAUCGUAUCUUCCUCUCAUCCUCUCCGCCGUCGCCUGCAUCCGCAACAUCUCCAUCCACCCCUUGAACGAGUCUCCGAUUAUCGAGGCAAACUUUCUGAAGCCCCUGGUGGACCUCUUGGGCUCUACCGACAACGAAGAAAUCCAGUGCCAUGCCAUCUCGACGCUGCGAAACCUGGCCGCUAGUUCGGAUCGUAACAAGGCGUUGGUGUUGGAAGCCGGAGCCGUGCAAAAGUGCAAGCAGCUUGUGCUGGAUGUCCCCGUUACCGUUCAGUCCGAGAUGACGGCCGCCAUCGCCGUCCUCGCCCUCAGCGACGACCUCAAGUCUCACCUGUUGAACCUCGGUGUUUGCGAUGUCUUGAUUCCCCUGACCCACUCGGAGAGCAUCGAGGUGCAGGGCAACAGUGCUGCUGCCCUGGGCAACCUAUCAUCCAAAGUUGGCGACUACUCCAUUUUCGUCCAGAACUGGAACGAGCCCAACGGUGGUGUCCACGGGUACCUGUGCCGCUUCCUCCAGUCCGGUGACGCCACCUUCCAACACAUCGCCGUGUGGACGCUGCUGCAGCUGUUCGAGUCCGAGGACAAGACCCUGAUUGGCCAGAUCGGAAAGGCUGACGACAUUAUCGAAAACAUUCGACUCAUUGCCAACCGCCAGGUUGCCGAUCCCGAAGUCGAGGAGGAGGACGAAGGCGAGGUGAUCAACUUGGCCCAGCGAUGUCUCGAGCUCCUGGGCCAGAGCGGCGGAUCCAAGGCUCACAUUGAAGGCUAA
This is a messenger RNA of Trichoderma breve, 1680 nucleotides long. Its product is annotated as armadillo/beta-catenin-like repeat domain-containing protein. Bases 1 to 1680 code for a protein of 559 amino acids. Gene Ontology annotation, biological process: nucleus-vacuole junction assembly; vacuole inheritance. Lineage: Eukaryota; Fungi; Ascomycota; Sordariomycetes; Hypocreales; Hypocreaceae. Gene Ontology annotation, cellular component: fungal-type vacuole membrane. The record is from RefSeq and is a predicted model, not a curated record. Gene Ontology annotation, molecular function: protein binding; protein-membrane adaptor activity. The transcript has 7 exons.